AGUUUUGUGAAUAUUCACAUCAAAAUAUUUUAUUUUGCACAAAAAAGCGCUGUUUUGAAAAUAGCCUUAAGCAAUGUGACUUAAUUGAAGAAAAAUCGAUACCAGUGUAAACAAAAAAUAAAGAUUACAAAAAAUUGUGAAAGUCCAGUGAAAUUCGGUUCUGCCACAAAGAACAAAAACAAACUAAAAGAGAACCUAAAAACAACUAACGUGGUUUAAGCCAAUUACCAACGAAAGAAAAACUAACAAACUAAAGCAAAUAAAUAAUUCACAAAAGAAUUGGGUAUUUUUAACUCAGAAAAUAAAAAAACGGACAAUACAACAAACUCUUCCCAUAACCAAGAAGUAGAAGAAGAGAAACAAGGAAAAAUUACGAAAAAAAGGAAAAAAGAACACCCGAUGGCCACAUUAGCAAUAGAACAGAGUAACACCCACUUAACAGUAACGUCGACGUCGGCCAAAGGCAACGCUAACGGUAACGCUAACGCCAACGCCAUUGCCAUCGCUAAAACCAACGUCAACGCUCUGUCCAGUAGGCCCAUUCAAAUCCCCACGCUACAACAAAGUGAACGCUUUUCCAGCCAAUUAUCAACGGGUUCGGCCGACAGUGCCUGUGUUGUGGCAGCCAGUACCACCAGCACCGCCAGCAGCAGCAAUGAUGAUGAUGGUGGACACACCCCUUGCUCCUCCUUUGUUUCUCUAACAGGGGUGGCGCCCGAUGUGCGUCGCAAAGACGAUUUGGCCAUUACGCAACACAGUGCCAGCCUAAGCUUACAUGGCGCCGCUCAUCCUAAAUCCCAAUUGCAGAAACUCAAACAGCCUGGCUACCGGCAAUUGUUGUCCCAAGACAGUGGCAUUGACAAUGACCGCGACUCGGCCGUGGGAUCCCAGCAACAGCUGAAAUCGGCCCACUGUUCCUCGUCGAGCAAUGAAUCGAUUGGGGCCGCCAACUCUUCGGGAGAUCUAUCCCAUUCGAAAUACUCAGAGGAUGCCUUGGAAUCGGAGUCCUCUAGCGGCUAUUCGGGCAGUACCCAUAGCUUUGGGGCCCUGAGUUCGGGCAAUACUGCCACCCGCAGAAUUAAAUAUAAAUCCUGCAACAGUUCCACCACCUUGGGUUUGGGUGUUGAGGAUCGCAUCGAUGAAGUUGAGGACCUGCAUUUGGAUGAUGAAGAGGACGAGGAGGAAGAUGUGGAGGAUGACGAAGAUGCCGUUGAUGGUGAAAAUCACCACAACGAGGCCGAGGAUGAUGAUGAUCCCGAUGACAGUGGCCUGCAAAUGUGUGUCAGUCCAAAUCCCGAAAAGAAGCUACUCCCCGAAAACCAAACAGAAUCCAAGGAAAAACAAUUAACCGAAAAAUCUCCCGAAAAUUUGAAAACCCCAAAACUCAAGGGGCAAGUAUUGGCCACAGAUGGUAACUACUAUUUCCCGCUGCUGAAUAUUUCCGAUGAUCCGGUGAUCAAUCCCAAGCUAAUCAACAAAAAAGAUGGCCUGCAGGAUUGCAUGUAUUAUUUGGAUGAAUUCGGCAGUCCAAAGUUGCGCGAAAAAUAUGCUCGAAAACAAAAACUCAAAGAACUAAAACAGCAACAGAAAGCCAAGAAAAAAGCUGCCAAGGAGGCAGCAGCCGCCAGCAGCAGUAGUUCCUCAAAGACAUCCUCCUCGGACAACACAACCAAAAAACGCCACUGCACAUUUACCACCCAGGAGUGUCAGGAGGCCAAUGUGGUGGCGGCGGCGAAGGAGGAGCUACAGCCGCUGCAACCCAAAAUAAACACAAAUGAAACUCAUCCCCCCGCCACCUGUAAUAAUAAAUCCAAAAACACCUUAGAAACUCACUGUGAUACUAAAGAGAAGAAUAGUCAUUUAAGUUAUGCUAAGAAGUCCACAACUACUGAUAGCUGUAAGAAGUCCCUGCUAAAAAAUGAGGGUGGCGAUGGCGGCGUUACCGUGGCCUCAGAGGCCAAGGCCGAUGAUGAGCACAUUGAGGAUGCUGAAAAAUGUAAUGAUGAGAAUGGUCCCUGCCCCGAAGAUCCAUGCAAUUUGCGCAAGGCCUCAAUGACAGCGUCCUGUGUGAGCUGGACCAAGGUUAUGAAGAAAUUCAAAAAUAUGCUGGGAGGCAGAGAUGGUUCAAAAAUUACCACAGUUGUUGCCACUCCGGGCCAAGGUACCGAUCGUGUACAAGAAGUUUCCUACACAGAUACAAAGGUGAUUGGCAAUGGCAGCUUUGGCGUUGUCUUUCAGGCCAAAUUAUGCGAUACCGGAGAACUGGUGGCAAUUAAAAAAGUUUUACAAGACAGACGAUUUAAGAAUCGUGAAUUGCAGAUUAUGCGCAAAUUGGAACAUUGUAAUAUUGUAAAACUUUUGUAUUUCUUCUAUUCGAGUGGUGAAAAGCGAGAUGAAGUGUUCUUGAAUUUAGUACUCGAAUAUAUACCAGAAACUGUUUAUAAAGUGGCGCGUCAAUAUGCUAAAACUAAGCAAACAAUACCCAUUAACUUUAUAAGGCUUUACAUGUAUCAACUGUUCAGAAGUUUGGCUUACAUACAUUCAUUGGGUAUUUGUCAUCGUGAUAUUAAACCACAAAAUUUGCUAUUGGAUCCAGAGACCGCUGUAUUGAAAUUAUGCGAUUUUGGCAGUGCUAAACAAUUGUUGCACGGCGAACCAAAUGUUUCAUAUAUUUGUUCACGAUACUAUCGUGCACCCGAAUUGAUAUUUGGCGCCAUCAAUUAUACCACAAAAAUUGAUGUGUGGAGCGCCGGUUGUGUAUUAGCUGAAUUACUUUUGGGUCAACCCAUAUUCCCUGGCGACUCUGGUGUUGAUCAGUUGGUUGAGGUUAUCAAAGUUUUGGGCACACCUACACGAGAACAAAUUCGUGAAAUGAAUCCCAACUAUACGGAAUUCAAAUUUCCACAAAUUAAAAGUCAUCCAUGGCAAAAAGUUUUCCGUAUACGCACUCCACCAGAAGCUAUCAAUUUGGUAUCGCAACUUUUGGAAUACACACCAAGUGCACGUAUAACACCAUUGAAAGCAUGCGCCCAUCCAUUCUUCGAUGAAUUGCGUCAGGAGGUUAAUCAUACAUUACCAAAUGGCCGGGAGAUGCCACCACUUUUCAAUUUUACAGAACAUGAACUUUCAAUACAACCAAGUUUAAUACCACAAUUGUUGCCAAAACAUCUGCAAAAUAGCGCACACCGUACUGCUGGCGCCGGCGGUGAAGGCGGUGGUGCAACAGCUUCAGCUGCUGCUGGUUCAUCCUCAGCUAAUGCCACAAGUGCUGCUGCCACGGCCAAUAAUACCACGCCGGGAUCUUCAGCGCAAGCAGCUACAGGUUCACAAUCCUCGUCGGCGGGUAAUGCAACAAAUGCCUCAACAUCGGGUACGUCCAGUAAUAAUAAUGCUGCCGCAGCAUCCAGUACCAGCAGUGGUGGUAAUGGUGGUUCACAAACGCCUGGUGGCAGCUCUUCGGCGGCUCCACAAACCGAUUCACAGGCCAACACGGAGAAUGCCUCAUCCACGGGAGCAGCAGCAGCCGCUGGCAAUUCAGCUGCUGCCAGCAGCACAGGUGGCACACAGACACAACAGUCAGCGACGACAAUGGGUUAGCGAGAUUAAACCAACAACAUUACAACCUAUAUUCAUACAAUAAUAAUAACAACAACAAAUACAACAACAUUAUCAUCAAGAACAACAGCAAAAACAACAAUGUGUGACAAGGAAAAAACAGACGUCGCCAAGGGCGUUACAAGUUAACAUCAGAUCAGAUUUGCUGUUUUGCUGCUGCUACUGCUGUUAUCGAUUCAUCCUCUAACUUACUUCCUCCCUGUCCCCCCUUGUCUCCCCCCCUCUUCCAACUCCCUGCAGAUGAUUGGUGGUUAGGUGGCAAUGAAACAAAUAAAAUAAAAAAAAACAAAAACAAGAGAUGACAAACAAUUGCAAUGAGGCAAUUUUUCUUCUUUAACAAAAAAAAAACAACAACAAAAACAAAAAUAUAUAUUUAACAAAUAAUUAAUUACUAUUAUUAUUAUGAUUAUUAUUAUUAUAUUAUAUUAUUAUUUUUUUAAAAAUGAUUAAACUAAUUCGAUGAUAUAUAAACAAAACGGUAAACCAACAACAAAGAACAAUUUAUAUAUGAAAACAACAACAACAACAAGAAAUUAUAAAAAUUUAUAAUUAAAAUUAUCCGAAAAGAAAGGAAAAAAAAUUAACAAUAAUAAUAAUAACAAAAAAAGAGAAACAACAACAAAAAUCACUUUAAAUAAAAUUAAAGAAAAAAAGAAAAACUCAAAUCGAAAUCAUCAAAAAACUCAAUAGCAAAAAACGCCCUUAAAUUUUCUUUUUUUCCGAGGUUGGACAGUCAGCCUCUCUUGUUUCCCCCCUCCCCCUUCUCCUCACUUUUUAUUUCUUAUGUGGUCAUAGGUUAAAUAGCAAACAACAAGAAAACAUAUUUAGAGAAAAGAAAAAGAAAAACAAAACCUAUUAAAAGUAAUGCAACUCAUAAUUUAAUUAUUUAUAUAAUUAUUAUAUAAAUAGUAAAUAAAUUAAAAAAAAAUAAGAAAAAUUAAAAAAAAAACCUACAAAACUAAAACAAAAUCAUUAGUAAGGAUUCUUCAUUUACGACAUCAUCGUAGUACUCUACAGCAUAAGAAACUUAAAAUACAUAGCUUCUCAUUUAAAUGUUAAAACAAAACAAAAAUAUAACUAAAAUUUAUUAAUAAAAGCCAAUAUUUCCCUUAAAAAAAAAAAACAAAAACACAAAAAAUUUCAAAAUUGUUGUAAACUAUUUUAUUUCGUACUCUACCACCUCUACUGUAAGUCUACAUUAUGGUUUGUAAUGCAAUAAAACAAAGAAACUGUGGUUUGUUUUUCAAAAUUUAGAAAAAAAAACGUCUGUGCAGAAUCAAAAAGCUUUAAAUCAUUUCUGACUCGCUCUCUAUCUCUGAAAAAUAUGAUGAUUGUGUCCUCCUCCUCCCAUAUGAGAAGAAAAAAUGCAAAAUGGAAAAUAUAAAAUAAACAAAUAAAACAA
Messenger RNA from Musca domestica (house fly), 5017 nucleotides. RefSeq lists its product as uncharacterized. Gene Ontology annotation, molecular function: protein serine/threonine kinase activity; ATP binding. The coding region runs from base 400 to 3597 and encodes 1065 amino acids. Gene Ontology annotation, cellular component: axon; cytoplasm; cytosol. The record is from RefSeq and is a predicted model, not a curated record. The transcript has 9 exons. NCBI's taxonomy places the organism in Eukaryota, Metazoa, Arthropoda, Insecta, Diptera, Muscidae. Gene Ontology annotation, biological process: negative regulation of canonical Wnt signaling pathway; protein phosphorylation; signal transduction.